Oryza sativa Japonica Group (Japanese rice) is the source of this 1774-nucleotide messenger RNA. Its product is annotated as berberine bridge enzyme-like Cyn d 4. Gene Ontology annotation, molecular function: FAD binding; oxidoreductase activity. Lineage: Eukaryota; Viridiplantae; Streptophyta; Magnoliopsida; Poales; Poaceae. The record is from RefSeq and is a predicted model, not a curated record.
GAAUCAACAGAAAACAUGAGCAGCUUCAAAACCCUCUUGUUGUUCAUCAUCUUCUGCAUCUUCUCUUCUUGUUACAUCCCCAGUCCUGCCAUAGCUUCUGAUCAUGAUCCUUCUUCCAAAGGUUUCAUCCAUUGCCUCACCAAGAAAUCCAUUCCUCCAUGGCUCAUACACAAAAGGAGCUCCUCUUCCUAUACACCCAUCCUCAAGUCCUCCAUCAGAAACCCUAAAUUCUUGAACACCACCGCGUCGACGACGCCGCUGUGCAUCGUCAUGGCGAAGAAGACCUCCCACAUCCAGGCCGCCGUCGUCUGCGGCCGCCGGCAUCGUGUCCGCGUCCGCGCGCGCAGCGGCGGGCACGACUACGAGGGGCUCUCGUACCGCGCCGAGGGUCGCCUCGAGCGGUUCGCCGUCGUCGACCUGUCGGGGAUGCGGUCGGUGCGCGUCGACGCAGCGCGCGGCACGGCGUGGGUGCAGUCCGGCGCGACGCUCGGCGAGCUGUACCACGCCAUCUGGAGCAGCGCGCCGCGGCUCGGCUUCGCCGCGGGGGUCUGCCCGACCGUCGGCGUCGGCGGCCACUUCAGCGGCGGCGGCUUCGGCAUGCUGCAGCGCAAGUACGGCCUCGCCGUCGACCACGUCGUGAACGCCACGCUGGUCGACGCGAGGGGCGACCUCCUCGGCAGGGACGCCAUGGGCGAGGACCUCUUCUGGGCGAUCCGCGGCGGCGGCGGCGGGAGCUUCGGCAUCGUGGUCUCCUGGCACAUCAAGCUCGUCCCCGUCCCGCCCACCGUCACGGUGUUCGACGUCGUCAGGACGCCGGAGCGCGGCGCCAUCGACGUCCUCACGAAAUGGCAGGAGAUCGCGCCCCGAUUGCCCGACGACAUCAUGGUCAGGGUCAUCGCCGAGCCACGCCGCGUCACCUUCGAGGCCAUGUACCUCGGCACCUGCGACGAGCUCCUGCCAUUGAUGCACCACCGAUUCCCCGACCUCGCCAUGACAAGGGCGGACUGCAACGAGAUGACAUGGAUCGAGUCCAUCCCCUACAUCCACCUCGGCAGCAACGCGACGGUGGCCGACAUCCUGAACCGGAGCUCCAUCUCCAGGGUGAACACCAAAAACCGAUCCGACUACGUCAGGCACCCCAUCCCAAAGUCCAUUUGGAAGAAGAUCUUCGCCAAGCUACAACAGCUAACCAACUUCGGUGAGGUUCAGCUGUUCAUAGACCCCUACGGUGCCAAGAUCAGCCGCAUCCAUGAAUCCGCGACACCGUUCCCGCACCGGGAAGGCGUCCUGUACAACAUCCAGUACAUCACGUACUGGAACGGUGAUGCAAAUGGCACACUGGCUCUGAAGUGGAGCAGGGACCUGUACAAGUUCAUGGAGCCCUACGUGAGCAAGAACCCCAGGGAGGCGUAUGCCAACUACAGGGACCUUGAUCUUGGGAGGAACAAGGUGGUGAACGGCAUCAGCAGCUAUCACCAUGGCAAGGUUUGGGGGGAGAAGUAUUUCAGGGCCAAUUUCGAAAGGCUUGCCAAAGUGAAGGCCACGGUGGAUCCUGAUGAUUACUUCAGGAAUGAGCAGAGCAUUCCUCCCUUGUUCGAGUGAUGAUCAUGUGGCAUUUCAGGCAUAUGUAAAAGUAAUAAUUUCUUUCGGAUACCUACUGGUAGUUCUUUUCUAGGGUGAUCCAUUUGCAGUGAAAAUGUAUGCAGAUCACAUACCAAUCUUUUUUCUCAAGAAAAAUACUGAUUUUUCAGGGAUAAAAAUAUAUUUAUGUAUG